UCUUUUCACUCCAAUCAAUUGCCUCCUUAUUCAAUCACCAAUCAUUCAGAUUCAUGCUUACAUCACACUGUAAUUCCGCUACGCUCAUCCUCCGUUUCGGGAUGGCAACUCCCAAACUUUCAUCCGCUGUUCCUAAUCGACUUAAAUUCGAUAUCUAUCACUCUUAUGGCACGACCGCCUUCCCGUUGGUAGCAAGUCAUUUACCUGUCUACCCCUGAACCAGAAGCUGCAGAUCCUCGAACAUCAUGUCUGAGACUGGGACAGUGCACAUAAAUAACACAAUGCCGUAGUUCACUGCAUUGCAUUAGAUCCUCAUCAACCUCAUCUGCCCGGAUCGUCCUGCUCUCAUUCAGAUCAAACAAAUGACAGAUCUCAAUCUCAAGAAAAACGUGUCUCCUCUCUUCAAGCAACUGCUGCUGCUGCUCUCUUGGAGCUGAAGCUCUGCUCUUUGAUGAUUUCCCCACCUUCCAACAUCUGGAGUCCCCAGUCCUAGAAGUUCUCUGUUGGUCAGGGUGAAGGCAUUCCAUGGACUACUACUAUGCCUUCGUCUCCUCGUUGAGCCGGAACAUGAGUUCCGUCGCAGGAGGAGGUGGAGGAGGAGCUUUGCUCACUGCUGUGCUGCCAUUACUCAAGCUCCUGUCCAUGACGCUUAUAGGCCUAAUCCUGGCCCAUCCGAGGACCCAGAUAGUCCCCAAAUCCACCUUCAGGCUCCUCAGCAAGCUGGUGUUCGCGCUGUUCCUCCCUUGCCUGAUCUUCACCCACCUCGGCCCCUCGAUCUCCCACACAAACAUCCUCCAAUGGUGGUUCAUCCCCGUGAACGUCCUCCUCAGCACCGGCCUAGGAUUCCUCCUCGGUUACCUCGUGGCAUUGAUCUGUCGGCCCCCGCCCGAGUACUUCCGGUUCACCAUAGUCAUGACUGCAUUCGGGAACACGGGCAACCUCCCUCUUGCUAUCGUCUCAUCUCUCUGCCACAAUAUGGAGAACCCAUUCGGGCCUCAAUGCUACGGGUCCGGGGUUGCUUACGUCUCCUUCUCGCAGUGGGUGUCCGUGAUUCUCGUUUACACUGUGGUGUACCACAUGAUGGAGCCACCCCUGGAAUACUAUGAUGUUGUCGAGACAGAGGACGAGGACGGGAACAGAACUGAGAUCGAGAUCGAGGAAUCAGAGUUGCCUGGGAACGAGCUGAGCAGGCCGCUCCUGGUGGAAGCUGAGUGGCCGGGAAUGGAAGACAAGGAGACGGAAAACUGCAAGACACCUUUCAUCGCAAGGCUCUUCAAGGGCAUUUCCGGGCUUUCGCAAGCAUCCAUCCCUGAUCCCGAUUCGCUCGAACACGGCCUAGGAGGAGGAAGGCCCAGCAGCCCGAAAUCAAUCAUGUGCUUAGCGGAGCCCAAGGUUGUCCGGAAAAUCCGAACAGUCGCCGAGAAAACCCCCAUCCGCCACAUCCUUCAGCCUCCCACAAUCGCGUCGGUCCUGGCCAUUUUCAUUGGGUUGAUCCCCAAGCUUAAGGGCAUCUGCUUCGGAACUGACGCCCCGCUCUCAUUUAUCACGGACAGUUUCGAUAUUCUGGCUGGUGCAAUGGUCCCUUCAGCUAUGCUCAUCCUUGGAGGGAUGCUUGCAGAGGGGCCCAAUGAGUCAAAGCUUGGGGUCAGGACCACGAUUGGGAUCAUUGUCGCUCGGCUCCUCGUACUGCCACUGAUCGGGAUUGGAGUGAUAUCACUGGCAGACCGAUGGAAUUUCCUGAUUGCUGGAGACCAACUUUACAAAUUUGUCCUGCUGCUCCAGUUCACCACCCCGAGUGCAAUCCUUCUGGGUGCGAUCGGGAGCUUGAGAGGCUACGCAAUGAGCGAAGCAUCGGCUCUACUGUUCUGGCAGCACGUUUUCGCUGUCUUUUCGAUUUCACUAUACAUCUUCAUCUUCCUUAAACUGCUCUUGUCAUACAGUUAAAGGUGGCUUGUGGGAACAUUUCCUUUUUUGGCAAAUCUUUGUCUUAAUGUGCUUUAUGUAUGCUAAAUCAGUUACUCCCUUUUCCUUUUGUGCUCUUAACUUGCAUGAGAGUUGUCGUUGUUCAUUACUA
This is a messenger RNA of Punica granatum (pomegranate), 2074 nucleotides long. The record is from RefSeq and is a predicted model, not a curated record. NCBI's taxonomy places the organism in Eukaryota, Viridiplantae, Streptophyta, Magnoliopsida, Myrtales, Lythraceae.